This is a messenger RNA of Trichosurus vulpecula (common brushtail), 5072 nucleotides long. RefSeq names its product uronyl 2-sulfotransferase (gene UST). Gene Ontology annotation, cellular component: membrane. The transcript has 8 exons. Gene Ontology annotation, molecular function: sulfotransferase activity. The record is from RefSeq and is a predicted model, not a curated record. Lineage: Eukaryota; Metazoa; Chordata; Mammalia; Diprotodontia; Phalangeridae. The coding region runs from base 517 to 1743 and encodes 408 amino acids.
GGAGCGAGGGAGAUGGUGUCCGCCUCCUGUUCUUCCCUGCCGUUCUUCAGAGGAGCCUGAUCGGGGACAAAACACGCUGAACUCGACACAAAGCAGGGGGGCACACGCUGGCGCUGGCGCUAGAGGCGAGCCCUGGGGGCUGGGGCUGGGGAUAGGAGCGAGCGAGCCAGGGAACAGAGCAGCGGGGCCAGAGAAGCCGGUCAGGAACUCCGCGCCCAGGACAGAGCGGAGGAGCCUCGGAAGGAAGGCAGCAGCGCCCCGGAGCCUGAGUGUGCAGGGACACUCUUGGCAGGGAAGGCGGCGGCGGCAGCGAUGGAGAGGAAAGUCUCCUGAGUAGCACCAGCAAACUUCAGCGGUGCCCUAGCUUCCCUGGCCCCUCUCCUUCCGUGCUUUCCUCCCCGCGCGCCUUGUCGUCCCUCCCCAUGUGCAGCCUCCCGGCUGAAGCUCUCCUCUUCGCAGGCGGAUGGGUGACCCUUUCCUGGCAGGGGCAGGCUGUUUGAGGCGGCGGAGCAGGCGAUGAAGAAGAAGCAGCAGCAGCAGCAGCACCACAGCAGCACCGACCCCUGGACCCAUGUGGCCCCCCUGGGGGGAGCCCCUCCGGGGCCGGGCAGCUGGAAACGCCCCGGUUCCUUGCUGCCUUUCCUGCGCUUCUCCCUCCGGGAUUACGGUUUCUGCAUGGCCACCCUUUUCGUCUUCUGCUUGGGAUCCCUCUUCUAUCAGCUCAACGGGGGACCCCCUCGCUUCCUGCUCGACCUGCGGCAGUACUUGGGUAAUUCCACUUAUUUGGAUGACCAUGGACCAUUUCCUAGCAAGGUACUUCCUUUCCCAAGCCAAGUGGUAUAUAAUAGAGUUGGAAAGUGUGGGAGUCGUACUGUAGUCUUACUUUUGAGGAUCUUGUCAGAGAAACAUGGAUUCAAUUUGGUUACAUCAGACAUUCAUAACAAAACCAGACUGACCAAAAAUGAACAAAUGGAAUUGAUUAAAAAUAUAAGUACUGCGGAACAGCCUUAUUUAUUCACUCGUCAUGUUCAUUUUCUCAACUUCUCCAGAUUUGGAGGAGACCAGCCCGUGUACAUCAACAUCAUUAGAGAUCCUGUCAACCGAUUUUUAUCAAACUACUUUUUCCGUCGAUUCGGUGACUGGAGAGGGGAGCAGAACCAUAUGAUCCGCACACCAAGCAUGAGGCAGGAAGAACGAUAUCUAGAUAUCAAUGAGUGCAUUCUUGAAAAUUAUCCUGAAUGUUCAAACCCAAGAUUAUUUUACAUCAUACCAUAUUUCUGUGGACAACAUCCAAGAUGCAGGGAGCCUGGUGAAUGGGCCCUUGAAAGAGCAAAACUGAACGUGAAUGAACAUUUCCUACUUGUGGGGAUCCUUGAAGAGCUGGAAGAUGUGCUGCUUUUACUGGAAAGAUUUUUACCUCAUUACUUCAAGGAUGUGCUCAGUAUCUACAAAAACCCAGAACAUAGGAAACUUGGGAACAUGACUGUGACAGUAAAAAAGACCGUCCCCUCUCCUGAGGCCAUUCAAAUUCUCUACCAACGCAUGAGAUAUGAGUAUGAAUUCUACUACUUUGUCAAAGAGCAGUUCCACCUGCUCAAGCGCAAAUUUGGACUCAAGUCUCAUGUCAGCAAGCCACCUGUGAGGCCACAGUUCUUUAUUCCUACUCCACUGGAAACUGAGGAACCAAUAGAUGAUGAGGAGCAAGAUGAUGAAAAGUGGUUGGAAGACAUCUACAAGAGGUGAUGCAAGCACCAUGCCAACCUCCAAUGGACUCAUCCCUCUUUCUUGAGAGCUUUUUUGUUUGUUUAAAAAGAAUCCUUAAGGGACUAAAUUAAUGCACAGUUGCAUUAAAAAAAACAUUCCCACAUGAUGGGGUGAAUGGGAGAUACCCGGUUUUGCAGGUUUUAUUUGUUUAAUUUUAUUGUGUGUUUUUCUUGGCUCCCUAGGAUCCUUUCUAGGACACCCUAGAUGGCUCCAACUCAAAACAUCUCAUCAUAAAAUAGCUUUCCUCAGUGUGUUUGGGAAGGACAUUCCACCUUCAAACAGCCUGCCAUUUGCAAAAUAAUUUGUGCAAAAUAUUCAUUGCCUCCAUGGUGAUAGAGGCAUCUCAGUCCAUCUCAACAAGAAUACAAGUCAGUUUUCACAAAGUCCAGGGGAAUUUAAGAAUCAUAUAAUUGUCCAGGUCACAAAGUAAAUAGGACAGCCAGCUUAAGUCACAAUAGUUUAUAAAUAGGAAGCAUUUCCCAGAGUGAAUUGGGCCUAUUAGUAUGGAUGAACUUUUGCCUUGGAAGCCUCAAGAAUUUCAAUUGGUAAAUGGAAUUAAAUUGUCUUGUCAGUACCUUUGCUCUUGGGAGUGAACACCGAACAAUAGCAUCAGCAUAAGUCUCUAUGGGCAGUUUGUGCUGAACAACCAACCAGUUUCGUGUUUUGCACUACUUUGAAAUACAUGCCAAGCUCCAUUGAGAUAGCUAAUUCUUAAGACUAUUACUCAUGGGUGAUAAAGUGACACGGAUGAGAAAAGAAGUCACUGGGGGAUCCAGUUGAACAUCUGGAGUCCGUAUGAAUAGUAAAGAGAAAGACUUAUUAAUGAGGUUUCAGGGCUUCAGGGUUCAUGAGGAAAUGGCCAUAAUCUUGAGCUAUUUCUAGCCACUAUAAGCAUCCUUCCUCUUAUAUUGCUUUGAGAUGAAAUCCUAAGUCACCACGUUAGGGACACUUCAGGUUUUCUGAAGAAGUCCUACCACUAAGGACAAAGUCUAGUCACGGUAACCAUAUCUAACUCAGCUAAUAAAAGGCAAACAACAGAGGGUGAAGCUUCUUUGAAAGAAAAAAGAGUUAUAAAUCCCAUGAGACACUCUUGAACCAACUUAACAUCAUAGGAUUACGUAAGUAGAGCUAGAAAAGGCCUUGAAGGUCUACCUAAUCCAGGGGUUCUUAAGCCUUGAUGUGUUAUACACCCCUUUGGCAGCCUAGCAAAACCAAUGGGCCCCUUCUCAGAGUAUUAAUUUUAAAUGCAUAAAAUUAAAUACAUAGGAAACCAAUUAUAUUGAAAUACACAUGCAAAAGUAUUUUUAAAUUCCAUAGACCUCAGCUUAAGGACCCCUGAUCUAAUCCAGCCCUUUCAUUUUAUGGAUGAGAAAACUGAGGCUCAAAGGCUGGCCCAAAAUUACACAUGGAUUUAGUGGCAGAGUAAGAAUUCAAACUCAGGUGCUCUAGCUGCAAAUCCAGGACUUUCCACUCAACCCUCAAUACUAAUUAUGUUUUUGUCUCUAUUCCCUCAGUAAGCAGCUACACUCAUAGACAAGGGUGAUGAGCUCAAUGCAGGUAACAGUAGGACCACAGUUCUGCCCCUGGCAAAAGAUCAGCCUUGUAUCGAUCACCUCACCCAACUAGCUUUACCAACAGAAGGCUGCCAUUACAAGUGUGCAUGAUUUCUGUAGUAUUAGUUGAGACCCCAGUGUUGAAAUAUUUUUUUCCUCUGACCUGAUUUCCGAUAUUACACAAUGUGAGAUGUAUUCCUUUGGAUUAAAAUGCACAUACCCCUAGAAAAGGUUAAAUCUUAGUGAAGAUUAUUUCCAAACAGGGAAAAAGGUGAGAGAAGGGAGCAUGCUGACCAACUUUGCCGACUUCACAGUUUCACUUACCAGCAGGCCUGCAGGUGGCGGCAGCAGCGUAUUAGUGGGGUCUGGUUUACACUAAAUCAAACUUUGGGCUUUUUACAAGCCACAUAUUUUGAUCUUCUUCAAACAUAUAUAAAUUGUUCAUGGUCCCUCAGCCCCCCCCCCCUUAUAUUGGACAAUAGUCAAGCUCUAAAACAAGUCAUUUGACAAUAGGCAAGUCCUCCCCAAAGCUACUUUAUCAUGAGAUGUCUUAAGAAGUCUCCACACCCACAGGAAAUCAGCUUGGCCUUGGACCAGCCCGACUGUGUGAGCGGUACUUGGCAUCCUUGUGGGUGUGCAUUUCCAUCCAAAGAGGGGUGUAGUUAAGAAGAGCUGUAGUGUUCAAGUAAGAUAAACAUUUAGAAGAAAUGUUCCUAAAAGAGAAGUGUCCUUUAUGCUCAUUUGAGGGAUUUAUGCAGUACCAUUAAGGUACCCUAACAGAAAGUGGCCUGGCUAACAGCCAGCGUCAGGACACAACAUGAGAAUCUGCUGCCUUGUGGACUUUAAGUGGUUUCUAUGAAAUUAUAUGUAAAGAAGAAUUAGUUUACACACUGUGGAACCUUGUAAUCAAAUGAGAAAAACCGUAUCCUCACCUUUAACAUGAGCAAAGGUGAUUUAAAUCAUGCCAUAGUCAGAGCAGUAGAGCAGCGGCUCACCGAAUACAUUUGGCCCCUUUGUGGCACUUGCUUGGAGUUUAAUUCCAAUCCGUUAGUUGGCUUCUCCUAUCGAUUCAAAGGCAUUUCUAUCUUGACCACUUUAUAACAAAAAAGCAAAAACUGUUGACUGAUUUACUUGCUGGGCCUUAAUGUUAUUUUUACCUAACAAACUGCCUCUAAGUUAUGCCUCUUUCUCCCUCAAAGGCAAGGUACUCCGUAAAUUUAUUUGGCACUUAAGGAAAAGUCUUUCUGGCUCUGGGCCCACACACGGUUUGUACAUCAUGAAAUAUAUUGUACAUUUUACAUAGUUUAAUUUAAAAGAAAAUACAUGUUAAGCUGGUUAAUCUUUGACUGCCUUAUUUAUUAUAACUUUUCAGCACAUUCCAAGGUUUUAGUUACUCAGGAAGGAGUUAAUUAAAAUGAUUUUAUUUUAGUCUGCUGGAUGUUUUUUAAAAAGCAAAAGUCACUAUUAUGAGCCUUUAGCCUACUUUGUGUUGAGUGCUGUGUAAGUGCUUGUAAAUCGUUUUUUUUUUUAAGAAGAAGAAGGAAAAAAAAAAGUUUGGUGUUUGACAUUAAUGAAAAUAAGAAAAUAUAUAAGGAACCAAAACAUUAGCUUAACUGAAAUGAAAGCAAUCUGUGUUUGGGAUGAAAUGUUCUUUAACUUAUUCAGUACCCACAUUAAGGGUAAAGGAAUAUAAAUAAGUUGGCCUUUUUUUCCAGUCUGUUGAUAGCUGAAAAUAAAACCUUGCAAUUCCACACA